AUGUUGAAGUUUACUGCUGGCACUACGGUUACGGAUGAUAAUAACGCUGAAAUACCUCCAAAGCCGUUGGUGUUUACUAAAUUUACUGAUAUAAUAAACGACAACUUUAACAAGGAUGUGCUAAUAGAUGUCAUUGGUAUGGUGGAAAGUAUUGGGUAUUCACAGACCACAUCAGGUGCCCGGAAGCAGCAGAUUAACAUGAUGCUGCGUGACGGGGGUGAGAAUACUAUCAAUUGCACGCUUUGGGAAUCCUAUGCUGAACAAUUCAUGAAGUUCAAGCAGGAGCGCGGAGAUGAUUCUGGUCCUAUUUUUGUCAUGAUCCAAUAUGCGAAAGUCAAGGAACAGGGUAAGUUUCCACUGUCCGUGACAAACACGUUUAAUGUUACCGUCCUUGGUUUGAAUACUGAUUUGCUGCCGAUGAAAGAGUUUAUAGAAAGUUUUCCGAAGGAUUCCAUGAUUAUGUUGUCUGGCCAGGAGGGUUCCAAUUCACAGCUUUCAGCACAGAACUCUGAAAAUCAACAGAUGACUCCUGUAUAG
Messenger RNA from Vicia villosa (hairy vetch), 537 nucleotides. RefSeq lists its product as uncharacterized. NCBI's taxonomy places the organism in Eukaryota, Viridiplantae, Streptophyta, Magnoliopsida, Fabales, Fabaceae. The record is from RefSeq and is a predicted model, not a curated record. Bases 1 to 537 code for a protein of 178 amino acids. The transcript has 5 exons.